AUCGAGGUGCACUUCUCUCCCUCCACUGUUUCACCUUCUUUUCACCGUCUUUAUGCGAUGUUCAUGGCCCAUUUCCGUUACCAUUAAUCCUCUGAGUUGAUCUCCUUAGGCAAUCCGUCAGUCAUGGCGCGAGAAGAGCCCCUUUUGGCUCCGCGCCCCUCCUCCGACCACUCCUCAAUCCGGAACGCUGAAGAAGAGGACGCUCUCCUAACAGGAGAACGUACCCACCGCGAACAGCCACGCAGCAAAUGGGCCGUCUGGAAAGAUGUCGGUCUCUUCUCCUGGGCCUUUGUCGCCACGAUUGCCGUGAUCGUCCUGUCCGUGGUAUACCAGCAUGAGGCGAGCAAAAACCACGAGGAGAGACAUCCUUGGGGUCCCGGAGGCAAGCCGACCGGCAAGCGGAACUUGAUCUUCAUGGUCUCCGACGGAAUGGGCCCCACAAGUUUGACCAUGACUCGGAACUAUAGACAGUUCACGGAGGGACUCCCGAUAGACCAGACUCUCGUGCUAGACCAACAUAUCAUCGGUACCUCGAGGACGAGGUCGAGUAACAGUCUUGUGACCGAUUCGGCGGCCGGUGCUACCGCCUUCUCGUGCGCCCACAAGAGCUACAAUGGGGCUAUCUCCGUGUUACCGGAUCACUCGCCUUGUGGAACUGUACUGGAGGCGGCUGCCUUGGCUGGUUAUAAGACUGGCUUGGUCGUCACCACUCGAAUCACAGAUGCUACCCCUGCCUGCUUCGCCUCUCACGUCAACCUCCGCCAGUAUGAAGACCGCAUCGCAGAGCAAGAGAUCGGCGAACACCCGCUAGGCCGAGUUGUCGAUCUGAUGUUCGGUGGCGGACGAUGCCAUUUCCUCUCCAACACAACAGAAGGUAGCUGCCGCGGCGACGACCGAGACUUAGUCGAGAUCGCAAGCCAAAAGGGCUUCCACUACCUCAACGACCGCAAGUCCUUCGACGCCCUAAACGGCGGCUCAGAAGCCAAGCUACCACUCCUAGGUCUUUUCGCAGACAAGGACAUCCCCUACGAAAUCGACCGCCGCAGCCAAGAUGGCAUAUACCCAUCCCUGGAAGAAAUGGCCCGCACGGCGCUCAAAACCCUCAGCCAAGCCACCGCCGACAGUGAACAGGGCUUCUUCCUCAUGAUCGAAGGCUCCCGGAUCGACCACGCCGGCCACGGCAACGAUCCCGCAGCCCAGGUCCACGAGGUCCUAGCCUACGACCGCGCCUUCGCCGCCGUCCUCGAGUUCCUGGAGAAAGACUCCACCCCGGGCGUGGUAGUCAGCACCUCCGACCACGAAACGGGCGGUCUAGCCGCAGCCCGCCAGCUCCACGACGCCUACCCAGAGUACAAAUGGCUCCCGGGCGUGCUCGCCAACGCCAGCCACUCCUCCGAGUUCGCCGGCGAUGCACUCACCACCUUCCUCUCCUCGAAUCCGGACCCCAAAGCCCAGCGCAAGUUCGCACAGGAACUCCUGGAGAAAGCCCUGGGUGUCAAGGACGCCACAAGCGAAGAGGUCGACCAUCUUCUCGACCCCAAGCUCCCGUAUAAACGUGACUACGUCUUCGCCGAUAUCAUCAGCCGCAGAGCACAAAUCGGCUGGUCCACCCACGGACACUCAUCCGUGGACGUCAACAUCUACGCCUCCACCACUAAAGACGCCUGGCGUCUCGUCGGCAACAACGAAAACACCGACGUCGGAGCCUUCCUCGCUGACUACCUCGAAGUGGACUUAGAAGACGUCACUCAGAAACUGCAAUCGAAGGCUUCCACCGCCGAGUCACACAACUGGCUAGGCGACCCCUUGGGCGAAGACGUCCGUACAGAGGGUCUGGACACCUACCACGGAGAAUUCAAGAAGCGCUCCGUGGACCUGGAGAAGAGGGAAUGUGGCUGCGGCGAGCUGCACUAAGACCAUGUACUUUCCAUAGCGUUUGGGCGUUUUUGGGGGAACUUAAUUUUGUGUAUGGGGUUCGAUAUAACUUUGCUUUUAGUAAUAGAUGGAUCUGCGCUUGUUUGUGGCUAAAUUGCGAAUCGAAUAUCGUUACUGUGAUGUA
Aspergillus alliaceus is the source of this 2059-nucleotide messenger RNA. RefSeq names its product alkaline phosphatase. Gene Ontology annotation, cellular component: fungal-type vacuole membrane. Bases 124 to 1914 code for a protein of 596 amino acids. Gene Ontology annotation, molecular function: alkaline phosphatase activity. Gene Ontology annotation, biological process: dephosphorylation. NCBI's taxonomy places the organism in Eukaryota, Fungi, Ascomycota, Eurotiomycetes, Eurotiales, Aspergillaceae. The transcript is spliced from 2 exons. The record is from RefSeq and is a predicted model, not a curated record.